AUGUCGCUCCAACUCGACAGCCUUGAAGUGACGGUGAUCAUCGAUAAUGACCUGGAUGUGAUGUCUCCUCCGCCACCCACGACGGUAGGCUCCAUCUCCUCCCAUGGCUCGCUUGGCAGCAUUGCGCGACAGUCCACCGUCGUUUGCAGGGGCGAAGAAGAAACGGGCACAAUAGGAGGGGAGAAGAGGAGCGUCCUGUUUGAUGCUGGGCCAGAGGGAGAUGCAUGGGAACGCAACGCGAGGAGACUCUGCGUUGAUCUAGCAUCUAUAGAGGCCAUAGUGCUUUCUCACUGGCAUCGAGACCACUCAGGUGGCAUGCUACGCGCUAUCUCGGAGAUCAAAGACGCCAAGGAGUCCUCAGGCCACAGCACUAAGGGAAUAGCGGUAGAUGUCCAUCCCUCACGGCCUAAAUAUCGCGGUUUCCAGCUAGGCGAAGAGAUCAUAUCCCUCCAGGCAGAUCCAGAGUUCCAUGAAAUGGUUGCGGCUGGCGGUACGGUGAACAAGAACGCGCAGCCACACGACCUGGCAGGUGGGAUGUUCCAUGUCUCAGGCAUGAUACCGCGAGUGACAGAGUACGAGACGGGCCUCAAAGGAGGGAUGCGACUUGACGAAGACGAAGAUGCUAAUGGAAGAUGGAAAGAAGAUGAAAUGAUCACGGACGAGCGCGUGAUCACGUGUCAAGUAAAGGGAUUAGGGCUUGUUGUGGUCACGGGAUGCAGCCAUGCUGGUGUCGUAAACACAGCAAAACACGCCAGAAGAAGCUGCCGGGUAGAAGGGAAAGGAGGAGAAGAAGAAAGACAGGAAGAAGAAAAAGAUAUCUUUGCGAUAAUAGGGGGCUACCACCUGGCGACCAGCGACGAGGCCACCGUGCGAGCGACGGUGGAGGACCUGAAAGCGCUGAACCCACGCUUCCUCAUCCCAGGACACUGUUCAGGCUGGAGGGUCAAGAUGGCCAUUGAGAGCGCCAUGCCUGGUCGUCUGCUCCCCUGCUCUGUCGGUGCCAGACUCACCUUUGUUGAGCAGCCUCUGCCUGCUGGUGAUCGCUCUGUACCUUGCAGCUCGGCAGGAUCUUGA
This is a messenger RNA of Microsporum canis CBS 113480, 1074 nucleotides long. Its product is annotated as metallo-beta-lactamase superfamily protein. Bases 1 to 1074 code for a protein of 357 amino acids. Gene Ontology annotation, molecular function: transferase activity. The record is from RefSeq and is a predicted model, not a curated record. The transcript is spliced from 4 exons. Lineage: Eukaryota; Fungi; Ascomycota; Eurotiomycetes; Onygenales; Arthrodermataceae.